Messenger RNA from Cercospora beticola, 1353 nucleotides. RefSeq lists its product as uncharacterized. Lineage: Eukaryota; Fungi; Ascomycota; Dothideomycetes; Mycosphaerellales; Mycosphaerellaceae. The record is from RefSeq and is a predicted model, not a curated record.
AUGGCAUCGCCCAUCUUGGACCUACUUCCACCCGAACUGCAAGACCACGUUGUGUCGCUCAUCAAGCGUCCAUCGGAUUUGAAAUCGCUUUGCCUAAGUUGCAAGCAGUUUCGUUCCAUUGCAACGCCAUACCUUUAUCGAUUCGCCGUGAUCGACCCACUGGCGGUCGCUGCAAAAUCCGGCUUUCUCGCGGUAGGCAAUCCUGGGCAUCCGCACAUUGAACAUCUUCGCUUGAAGCCUCUGGAGAAUUCGGACAAGCUUGAACAACAUGUCUCUGCCAACAAGACCGUCCGGCUAGCGCUCAAUUGCUUAGCCAAAGACUCGCUUCGUUCUCUCAGACUCCCCAUGAAACUACUCAUGGAGCCCGAAACACUCGCUGCGAUACUCACGCUGCAGAGGAACCUUCGCGAGGUCUGCGUUGGAAGAGUCAGAGACGCUGCCUCCCAGAUUUCUUUCCUUGUCAAACCGAAACUCGAGCAUCUGCGUUCAAUCAUCAUACCGCCAUUAGGCAACGAGCACGAUCUUGAAUUCUACCACGAUAUCAUGGCUUUGAGUCACAGCAAUAUUGAGCAUCUCUCACUCUCUGGCGCGGACACUUGGCACAGCACUAGUGGCCAUCUACUUGAGCUGAACAACACGGCAACACACGAUGGGCUCCUAUUCGCGACCAUUUUCCACACUCAACACGGAACAAUCAACGCCGAGCCCUUGAAGCUCUCCAAAUUGCGGAGUUUUCGAGCGAACAAGCUUCAGCUGGGUAAUGAUGCCGGAAGAUGGUCUAGAAUUUUCGCAUUUGAGCAACUUAGCGUGAUAAUAAUUGAGAAAUGUACUCAUCUCGAGCUGUUUCUCUAUUGGCUAGGAGAGCGCUUCAAGGUUCAUGGAUCCCAACUGAAAGAGUUCGGUUGCGCCGGGCACAAGAUCGUGUGCAAAGCUUUGGAAAAGGUUUUGAGCUCUUUCACAGGCCUCGAGACCUUUGAGAUUGCAGAGACUUCAUACGGUCUCACACAAGGCAUGAACUUUGCCAGCUUGGCUACUCACUAUGCCACGCUCAAACGCCUGAAGCUCAAGUAUGCUUCGAGCGACGUAAGGGCAUUCGAACGUCCGGCUCUGGAUGCCUUUGACAUCGUCGAAAUGGUUACAUGCUGUCAGAACCUCGAACAAUUGUUUCUGGAUUUUCUGGAUACCACCAUCACCACCCUUCAAGGGCAGGAAUGGGGCGUGUAUGGGAAAUGGAUUGCAAGAUUUCAUAGCGAGACUUCCGAAGCUGAAGGUCUUGCACAUCGCCUCAUGGCCAACGGCGCCCUUUCCAGAUUCUAUCACACCUCCGCACAUGUACGAGUCGGCAUACCGUAG